Rhinichthys klamathensis goyatoka is the source of this 1867-nucleotide messenger RNA. RefSeq names its product probable polypeptide N-acetylgalactosaminyltransferase 8. The transcript has 11 exons. Gene Ontology annotation, cellular component: Golgi apparatus. Bases 19 to 1809 code for a protein of 596 amino acids. Lineage: Eukaryota; Metazoa; Chordata; Actinopteri; Cypriniformes; Leuciscidae. The record is from RefSeq and is a predicted model, not a curated record.
UUUGCCGUUCUGAUCAUCAUGAGAAUUAGCAGUGUGAAGAGUUUGUUUCCAGUCUUGUCUUUUGCUGUGGUGUUUCUCUAUAUGAGUUCUUUCAAGUGGGAAAUCCAAACUCAAGAGAAGCAGCUUCACCAAGUCCAGCAGAAUUUCUCGUUACACAGCGCACUUCUCCUCAACAAGCUGGACAAACUGGAGGCUCAUUUAUACGCUGUUGAAGAGAAAAGCCUCAAAAUAAGAACUGAGAAGAAACCAGUAAAGAAGCCAACAAAGAACCUGUUUCCAAACUCUGAUCUCUUCAAGAAAUGGACUGUGGAACUUACUGAGGACGACCAGAGGAAGGCUCAGGAUCUCUUUCAGAAAUACGGCUAUAAUGCCUUCCUCAGUGACCAGAUGCCUCUGGACCGGGAGCUGCCGGACACUCUAGACCACAGAUGCAUUGGCCGUGAAUAUCCGCACAAUCUGCCCACCAUCAGUGUGGUACUGAUUUAUCUGGAUGAGGCUCUGUCUGUCAUUCAAAGAGCCGUUUGCAGCAUCAUCAACAGAACUCCAGCCCACCUGCUCAAAGAUAUCAUACUGGUGGACGACCACAGCAGAAAUGAAGAGCUGAAGACACAGCUGAAUGUUUAUGUUGGCUCCAUCAAUGAGAAGCACCCAGGCCUGGUGAAGAUGGUGAUCCAUCCAGAGCAGAAAGGCCUGUCCCAGGCCAGAAUCUCAGGCUGGGAGGCUGCCACCGGAGAUGUGGUUGCCAUCUUGGACGCCCAUAUUGAGGUCCAUGUCAAAUGGGCGGAGCCUCUGCUUGCACGUAUCCAGGCUGAUCGCACGCUGGUCCUGAGCCCAGUGUUUGACAGAGUGAAUUGCUAUGACUUGGAAGUGAUAAACAAUCCUGCCUCUGCUCAUGGUUUUGAUUGGUCUCUCUGGUGCAUGUACGUGGCUUUCCCACAGAAGUGGUACGAUCAAAAAGACCCUUCACAGCCAGGAAAGAGUCCCUCUGUAAUGGGAAUACUUGUGGUUGAUCGUCUGUUCUUCGGUGAGAUUGGGACUCUGGAUGGAGGGAUGCAGGUGUACGGAGGAGAGAAUGUUGAAUUAGGAAUACGGGUGUGGCUGUGUGGAGGAAGUAUAGAGAUUGUUCCCUGCUCUAAAGUUGCCCACAUUGAAAGGGCGCACAAACCCUACAUGUCUGACCUUAGUGGUGUAAUGAAGAGAAAUGCCCUCAGAGUGGCAGAAGUUUGGAUGGACGAAUACAAGAAAAAUGUCCACAUCGCCUGGGGUGUCCCCGUACAGAACCAUGGGAUAGACAUCGGUGAUGUUUCAGAGAGAAAGAGACUGAGAGAGAGGCUGAAAUGCAAACCAUUCAAAUGGUAUCUGGAAAAUGUCUAUACGGCAUUACAUCCUAGGAAUGAUUUACUUGGUUAUGGAGUGCUUAUUAAUGAUCUGCAAACAAGUUUAUGUUUGGAUAAGGGAUCAUCUGAGGAGAACACUCCCAUUUUAUAUCCAUGUCAUGUCUAUUCCUCCCAGGUAUUUUACUAUACAGCAAGUGGUGAGAUAUUUGCUUAUCCCCUGCCGACCCUUUUACACGGUCGGAAGCGCUGUCUAAUUGAUCCCGGCUUAGGCAGGUUUCCAGAGCUGUCCUGGUGUUCAGACACUGAAAAACAAAAACACAUGUACUGGGACUUCAAACAGGGACAGGCCAUACAGAACCGAGACACCAAACGCUGUCUGGAGAUCAGUGCUGAGCAGAACGUACACAACGUUUUUAUUCAGGAAUGCAGAAACCAGCACUGGAGGAUAAAACAAGUAAUUCAGGAUUUUUGAAACGCAACAUAUAAUCAAUUUAGAUAAACGCAGCUGACAUGUUGGAGCACAUUGGAGA